AUGCGGAGCACAGCGUUGGCGACGACGGAGCUAUCUCCAUCACCUUUGAUCAACUCUUACAACCGCUUCUCCUCCUCAGGAAUCUCUAUCCAUCAUCGUCCGAGAAGCCACUCGUCGUCUCUCUUCCUCCUCUCCCCGUCGGUUUCAGUUUCUCAUACUCCGUCUUCAAAAUCAGGUUUUGAUUCACAUAAAUGGAUGAAAAAGUUGUUCUCUUUGUAUCUAGGAGUAUGCAAGGCAAGUCAAAUAGCCGAUCUUUUCCCAGCGGUUUCACCUGAGAUCGUUGUACGAGAAGCGAGGUUGGAGGAUUGCUGGGAAGUGGCAGAGACUCACUGCAGCUCCUUCUUCCCUGGAUACUCAUUCCCUCUUGAUCUCGUCCUCAGAGUUGAUAGGCUGAUGGCGAUGAUAAUGGGGUUCUCUGUGCCGCCAGGGUGCCAGAGGAUCUGUUUAGUCGCUGUGAUAGGUAGCUCUGUUGAUGAACCCAUCUGCAUUGGAAGCCAAGAUUUCAAGAUUGGUGCUUUUGAUGCAAAGAUUAGUCUUAACAAAGGCUAUGUAGCUGGGAUCUUGACUGUUGAUACCGUCGCUGAUUACCUUCCAAGGAAAGGUCCUCUCCGCCAAAGAAGGACAGGGAUUGCUUACAUAUCGAAUGUGGCGGUUAGAGAGAGUUUCAGGCGCAAGGGAAUAGCAAAGAGGCUGAUAUGGAAAGCAGAGGCUUUAGCUAAAAGCUGGGGAUGUAGAGCUGUUGGACUUCACUGUGAACUCAACAACUUAGGAGCCACAAAACUUUACAAAGAUCAAGGUUACAGAAGCAUUAAGAUCCCUGAAGGAGCGAGUUGGCCACAGCCAAAGACAGCUCCAGACACAAGGUUUAACUUCAUGAUGAAGCUUUUGAACAACAACAAUGCUCAAGCCCUUGAACAAUUCCUGUAAAUAAAAAGAAAAGAAAAUCAAUUGCUUAUGUAAAUAUGUUUAGUGGGUGAUUGUGGUCUUAACUUUGUAAGUCUUGCACUCAGCUGUCUAUAGUACUUUCCAGGAAAAAUACGUUUUUUAAAAAAGUUAUUAAUACGCUUUUUAAAAUGUACAGAGUUUUUUCUUUUAAAUUAUUCAACCC
Molecule: messenger RNA, 1108 nt
Organism: Eruca vesicaria subsp. sativa (arugula)
Lineage: Eukaryota; Viridiplantae; Streptophyta; Magnoliopsida; Brassicales; Brassicaceae
Source: the annotation of a GenBank genome assembly